Molecule: messenger RNA, 840 nt
Organism: Aspergillus campestris IBT 28561
Lineage: Eukaryota; Fungi; Ascomycota; Eurotiomycetes; Eurotiales; Aspergillaceae
Product: 18S rRNA methyltransferase BUD23
Exons: 2
Coding region: 1-840 (279 amino acids)
Biological process (GO): rRNA (guanine-N7)-methylation
Cellular component (GO): nucleolus
Molecular function (GO): rRNA (guanine) methyltransferase activity
Source: RefSeq, a predicted model, not a curated record
AUGUCACGCCCUGAGGAUAUCUUGCCUCCGGACCUAUUCUACGGUGACGAUGAGUCUCGAAAAUACACGACUUCAUCUCGUAUACGAAACAUUCAAUCAGACAUGACACAUCGAGCCCUCGAACUCCUCGACCUGUCAUCUCCGUCCCUCAUCCUCGACGUCGGCUGCGGCUCUGGCCUCUCCGGCGAAAUCCUCUCCCAAGAACCUCGCGAACAAGGUGGACCGCACACAUGGAUCGGAAUGGACAUCUCACCUAGCAUGCUGGAUGUUGCGCUUCAGCGAGGCGUAGACGGCGACUUAUUUCUCGCGGAUAUCGGCCAAGGAAUCCCGUUCCGACCUGGAACUUUCGACGCCGCCAUCAGCAUCAGCGCUAUCCAGUGGCUUUGCAACGCGGAAACAAGCGACGUCAGCCCAGAAGGGCGACUGCGGCGAUUCUUCGAAGGUCUCUAUUCGAGCUUGAAACGUGGAGGCCGUGCUGUCUGCCAAUUCUACCCGAAAAACGAUGCCCAGCGGACCAUGAUCAGUGGAGCUGCGAUGAGAGCCGGUUUUGGGGCAGGAAUUCUUGAAGAUGACCCCGGCACGAAGAACAGCAAACUUUACCUUGUUCUAACAGUUGGCGGUGGCGGUCUACAAGGUGAUAUCACCGGCGUUGUUGACGGUAUGAGUGACGUGAAUGUCUUGGAUGCCAGGAAAAGAGCGAUGGAGAAUGGCAAAGCAUCUUUGUCAAGAAAGGGUGACAAGGCCUGGAUCAUGCGGAAGAAGGAUCAAAUGACCAAGAAGGGCAAAAUCGUCAAAGCGAAUUCCAAAUAUACUGGAAGGAAGAGGAAAAUUGCAUUCUGA